Messenger RNA from Zonotrichia leucophrys gambelii, 7948 nucleotides. RefSeq names its product nephrocystin 4 (gene NPHP4). Gene Ontology annotation, cellular component: ciliary basal body; ciliary base; non-motile cilium. The coding region runs from base 292 to 4311 and encodes 1339 amino acids. The record is from RefSeq and is a predicted model, not a curated record. NCBI's taxonomy places the organism in Eukaryota, Metazoa, Chordata, Aves, Passeriformes, Passerellidae. The transcript is spliced from 29 exons. Gene Ontology annotation, biological process: protein localization to ciliary transition zone; negative regulation of canonical Wnt signaling pathway.
GCCGCUGUCGCCGUCUGUUCCGUCCUGCCGCCGCGUCCUGCGCCGGUGCAGCAUCGCUCCGAGAUCGUCUCGACGCUGACGGACUGAGCUUUCCACCGACAAUGGGGCAUGAAAGGUGGGCGGCGUGGCGGCGAGUGGUGUCAGCGCGUCCAUCCCUCCCCUCGGGCCGGCGCGCUGUUGGUUGGGCCCAAGAAGAUGGCGUCGGGGCGCGGGUGCGUGUCCCCCCCCGGUGCUCCAGCCCCGCGCCCGCCCUAGCUGGCGCCGGGAGGCAGCGGCGACCCCCGGGAGGCGAUGGGCGAGUGGGAGCGGGUGUUCCGGCAGCACCGGCCGCUGCCGCCGCACCCGCAGCGGGGCCGGGCCCGGCCCCCGCCCCGCUCCGCCGCCUUCCGCUGCGUCCUCAAGCACCUGCACGGCGCUGCCCUCUGCCAGGGAGCCGAGUACCAGCUGCGCCUCUCCCUUUUCGAUGCCACCUACCACCACUUCUUUGGGAGGACGUGGAGGAGCAGCUGGAGAGCUGCCAGCCCUGCCCCACCACGCUCAGCCAGGGCCACCUUCAACGAGGUCGUUUAUUUCCACACCUCCUUGAACCACCCUGGCAUUGCUGCUGUUGUGGAAGUGGUAAUGAGAGCUGGGAAAGGGGAUGGGGGCUCUCAGCACCUUUCCUUUGGCUUUGGGAUCAUCCCCCUCUUCCACGGCGGAUCAGAGGUGACAGAGCCGGCCACUGAGGACAGAGCGCUGAAGCUGUACCAUGGGACACCACGUGCCCUACUGCACCCACGCUUCCAGGACCCUGUGGAAAAGAACAAAUACAUGACAGUGAUGGAGAAGAGCCACCUGCAGUAUGGCCUGAAGUCCCACCAGCCCCUGGAGGCAAUAUUUCACCUCCUUCCCGAAAACCUGCUGAUAUCUGGGCUGCAGACUGUUCCUGGCUUGCUGCCAGCACGUGGAGACACAGGUGACUGCUUGCAGAGGCCCCGGCUGAUGAAGACGGUCACCUGCUAUCUGGAGCGGCUUUUCAUCCAGUUGUACCCUUCCCUGGAGGAGUUUGAGGAGGAACUGCUGGAUUUACUGAACAGUGAUCGCUUACUUCAGGCUAACACUGCCCCGGAUGGUGAAGAGGUGGUGGUUCGGGAGCGGCGGCUGCACGUCGGCGUCCACAACGGGCUGCGCUUCGUCCAGGCUCCGCAGGUCGCUGUGCUGGUGCCAGGGGCAGAAUUGUCACCAGGUCGCUGCCAGGGGGUGCCCAGCUCUAGAGCUAGGGAUGCAGGUCAAGCCCUGGUGCUGAGGAGCCGCAUCCAGCUGAGUGAAAUGGUUCCUCACCCGGCAUUCAGAGUCUGCUUCCAGCUGGAAUAUGUCUUCUGCAGCACAGGGAGAGCUGGUGGCAAGGCCCUGUCCGGCAGUGCCCGCAGUGAGGCGGCCGACAUGCGCUCGGUGCGCUGGGCUGUCUGGAGCCCUGUCCCAGGCACUGGUGACACAGAUGUGACCCUCCCCCUGCGUGGUGGCGCCUGCCGUGGCCCCUGCCAAACCUUGGUCUACAGGACCCCCCCGAGCUCCCGGCAGGGGAAGCACGUGGAGUCUGGGACUGUCCAAUUCCAUGUUUCCACUGAUUCGGAAGAACAUCUUGUAACUGCUGCAGAGAUCCUAUGUAAAGACAGGGACGAGUCGAAGAAGCCUCCUACGCCAUCGCUGAGAGUGCCAGCCCCACGGCGAACACCAGUCUCCCCACGGGGACCAGGACUCUCAGUGUCCCAGCUCGUGGCCUCGCCACGGAGCACAGGCCAGACCCUGCAAGACACCACACGGGAUGGGGGCAUCACCCACCUGGAGGCCGACCUGGGCUCGCCAGACACAGAGCCCUGUGCCAGUGACCAGCUGCAGGCGCUGCCCUUCACCCCGCUGCAGCUGCCCAUGGCUGCAGUGGGGCUGCAGGCAUGCAGUUCCCAUGUGUCCCUAUCUCGUGCUGCUCUGGCACGCCUGCACGCUGCCGGCUUCCCAGACAUCCUGGACUGCAACCAGGAGCCAGUGGAAAUCUCAGAGCCAGUGGAGCUGGGCUGCUUCAACCUGCGGCUGGAGGAAGCUGACCCUCUGCAAGGCAAUGAAAUAGUCCUGCAGUUCCUGGCUUUUGGAAGAGAUGCCCAGGGCGGCGUGGAGGGGCUGUGGCCAAGGACUGUCUUCCUCACCUUCCAGUUCUACCGUUUCCCACCGGUCACCACGCCCCGGCUGCAGCUGGUCAGCAUGGAUGGGGGGCUGGCCACCGAGCUGGCUGUGCCAGCUCAGCUCCUUGUCCGUGUCAACGAGGAUGGGACCUUAACCAAACCACCAGGCUUGCAGCUGAAGUACAUGGUGGAUCCAGCUUUCCUGAGGCCUGGGGAGCAGCGCUGGUUCCUGCGGUACCUGGCUGAGCACAGCCUCCAGAUUGACGUCUGGGAUGGAGACUCCCUGCUCCAUUUUGGGUCUGCUGCCAUUAAGCUGGAGCCCCUGCUGCGCCAGGGCCAGCUGGCUGUCAGGACCUACCACGAGCUGGAGGUGGCCACGACGGAGUACGAGCCGGACGGGACGGUGCUGGGCCGGGAGGCGCUGAGGCACGGCGCCCUGCGGCCCCUCGGGGUCCGUGUGGCUGUCAGGGGCCACCUCCACCUCUGCCUGGCCAAUAUUGGUCACCCAUGCGAGGAGAUGCCAGGGCAGCUGCCAUCCCAUUCCUGCAUUGUCACUGCACCAGACAGCACUGUCACCGCCCCAGGUGGCAGGGGGUACUCCUUGAACACUCCUGGUGGCAGGAGGACGGCGUGGGCACGGAGGCUGGUGGAUGUGGACAAUGAGCUGGAGGCCGCGCUGCGCAGUCGCCGGCCAGAAGGCUGGCCAAAGCAGCGUGCCUGGGACCUGCAGGUCAUCGACUCCUACCGGGAUCACAUCAAGGGAGAGAGCAUCUACCAGAUGCUCAGCCAGGCCAUCACAGCCACCCGCACUGUCCACGCUGUGCUGGGCACAGCUGAGUUCUUUGAGUUUGCCCUGAAGAACCCCUACAGCGUCCAGCACACCGUGACCAUCGAGGUCGACCACCCUGAGCUCAGUGUCAUCCUGGACCCCAGGGAGUGGCGCCACUUCAAGGAGCUGACCAAGAGUGUUACACCGGUGGAAGAGGAUAUGUUCCACCUCCGUGAGGACCUCAAGCCUCAGGUCUACCUGCGCCCCAGUGAGACUGUCCACAUCCCCUUCAAGUACCAGACCUUCUCUGCAGACCCUGCUGUGGUUGCAGCACAGGGGCCAGCUGGGCUGGGCACUGGUGCCAAUGACAAAGCUCACUCCUUUGGGAAGAGUGGGGCCAAGCAGACAAAGCUCAUCCAGGUCUCCUUCCAGGUGAGCAGGGGGAAGCCCAUUGCACUCCUGCGGGUGAAGGUGGAGCCUCAGCCCCAUGUGGUGGACCAGACCUUUCGCUUCUACCACCCAGAGCUCACCUUCCUGAAGAAAACCAUUCGGCUGCCUCCCUGGCACACCCUCCCUGGCACGCCAGUGGGGGUGCCAGGAGGGCAGCCUGAGAUGUUUGUUCGCUGCAGCGACCCCGACAUCAUUUGUGAAACCAAAUCCUUGGGGCCUGGCGAGCCACAGGACAUCUUUCUCAAAGUAGCUGGAGGACCAAGCCCACAGAUCAAAAAAUUCUUUGUUGCUAUUUAUACGGACGCCUGGCUGGCAGCACCUGUGCAGAUCUGGCAGUUCUACCUGCACUCUCUGCAGCGCCUGGAUGUCGCCUGCACGGCUGGGCAGCUGACGCGCCUCUCCCUGCUGCUGCGCGGCACCGCGGCCCCGCGGAGGGUGCGCGCCUUCACCUCCCACCCCCAGGAGCUGGAGGUGGAUCCCAACGGUGCCUUCCUCCUCCCCGCCAAUGGCAUUCAGGACCUGUACAUCGGUGUGAGGCCACGGCGGGCUGGCAGCAAGUUCAUCUACCUCAACCUGGUGGAUGUGGAGUCCCACCAGCUGGUGUCCUCCUGGCUGCUCUGCCUGUCCUGCAGGCAGCCUCUCAUCUCCAAGGCCUUUGAGAUCUCUCUGCCUGCGGGAGGUGGGAAAGGCUGCAACAAACGCAUCACCUACACCAACCCCUACCCCUCACCCCGGCUCUACUUCCUGUGCACCAACCGCCCUGACCUGCUGCAGUUCAGGGAGGAUUCCUUCGAGGUGGCUGGAGGGGAGGUGUACACCAUCGGCCUGCGCUUCGCCCCGAGCCAGACUGUGGGAGAGGAGGAGAUCCUGAUCCACAUCAAUGACCACGAGGACAAGAACGAGGAGACCUUCUGCGUGAAGGUCCUGUACCAGUGAGGCUUCCUGCCUGUCACUGCAAAGCUGCAGGUUCCUGUGCCAGCUCACACCACCUUGGGGGUGGCUCUGUCUGUCUGAGGGUGCUCAUGACCCCCAUGGCCUGGCUGUCACCUUGCCAGGCUGGGGGGUGUCUCUGUCAGUGGGAUCCCUGGGCAUUGCCAUGAGUGCUGGUAGUGCCACACAGCUCCAUCUGCACAAAUUGAGAUGAGUGGAUGUAUUUGCUACAGCACUUUGUACUGCAGGAUCUGUGUUUUGUUAGGCAUGAUGAUAUUUCAGGCACUUUUAAUCUUUUUUUAACUUAAAAAGUUUGCAGAUUUGAUUCUGCAGAAUAUUUUUAAAGUAUUUUAUAUUCAGCGGUGAGUUUUGUACACACUAAGGCAAUUUUACGAGUGUUUUUGACACUUUUUACUCAUCCUUGAUGCAUAAAAAUCGCUGUGCACAACUGUCAGAGUGUGGCAGCAUUUUCUUCCUGAGAAGAUGGAAAUCCUCAGCAUCCCUGUCCUGUGGAGAAGAGUCCUGGAGGUCUCCUGCAUCACCCCCACCCCCUUCAGCAGCAUCCUGGGGGUCAGGGCAGGGACCAUAAAUGGGGCUGGGAGGAUAGGGCAGCCCACCAGCUCUGGAAAUGCUGCCUCACUCUGCACAGGCCCCAGGCUGGUGAAUUAGUGGCCCCGAUAAAGUCGGGUGCCGAGUUCCUCUGCCUCCCUCGCACUGAUGGGAAAUGACAGCUCAUAUUUUAGAAAUGAUUAUACUGUCUGCAGCACAGAGAGGCCCCGAAGUUGGGUUAUUAAAGUAGAUUAGCUGAAUAAUUUUUAUUACAUUUUCACACAACGAUAUUUCUUGAGGCUUAUGAAUGAGCUGGUGCUGUACCUGCAGCACAGGCAGCUCGAGUGGUGAAUGAUGUGCCAGCGUUCAGGGUAUGCCAGCACAGGGACUCGAGCUGAGCUGGUGCUUGAAUGGUGCUGCCUGCUCCCCUGCAGCACAUGUCUGUGGCACAAAAUCUACAGAGCUGUCAUCAAGAAAAGCUGAUAAAACUUUCCCUGUAGAAAAUGCAAGUGCCUUGUGACCCAGCUGCUUGGCAUUAUGGCCACGGCCCUUGGAGUUGCUGCUGCUGCUGCCUCUCAGACUCAAGUGUGGGGGCAGCUUCUUGGGUUCCCACUUCUUAAUGAAGUAAUCCCUGCUAAUGACAAUGAACUCGAGCACCCGUGCCUGGCAUGCAGCUCAGUGUGCUCUUCCCAUUUGCAUGCGUGUCAGGAGGGAAACUGGAUUCCAGUAAUGACAAAAUUAAUUUGCCCUAAAAACCUCGGUUUGUGUCUCAUCACCGAGGUGUGCAGGGAGGGGAGGGAUUGAAAAGUUCUUUCCAUGGGUUCAGUAAUUCUCAGGGGUGUUGUCCUUCUUGGAGCAGAUGCAGAUGAGACCUUUUGGGGACUGGAGUGUCACUGCCUUGGCAAAGGCAUUGCAGGAAUGGCCACAGAGGAGUAAGGACAGCAGGGAGACCUGGCCCCAGCACCCAGGCCAGGGAGGGGCAACUAAAAUCUGCAACUAGUAAUGAGAAAAUAAGGUAAAAAUAAGAAAAACCAAGAGGGAUGAAGCUCCUGCAGCAGCUGAGGGCCCUUUGGAAAGUGGCUCUCAGAAUGCCCCAGCCUCAGCAGGGUUUGCCGCCAGCCCAAACUUUCAAACCCAGCUUGUUUUCCCCAUUAUGAGGAGGAAAUUGCGACUGCCUGAGAAGCCUCUAAUUAAACAAAGCCUCACCAUAAUAUUUGCUGGGAGCUCGCCAGCCCUGUAAUAUGACAUUACCGGGCAUCUUUAUUAGCUGAAAUGAGUAUUUAGUGCCUCUGCCAAACCAAAAGCUGAUUGAGGCGCAUGGAAGCAGCAUGGCAGCAUCCAGCAAAGGUUCCUGCAACCUGCAGCAUCGCCCUGGGAGGCUUUCCACUGAGACAAACCCUUUCUUGGUUAUUUCCAUGUCUCCCAAAUCCAGCCCAGCAGCCCCAGCGUGGGAGUUUGGGAGGUUUAUUCCCUGUUUCUCCCUCUUGUCUUCUGAAAGCGCGUCACCGACUUGAUAAAACCUGAUUUAAUGGUUACAAAACCCAGAGAUAAAGCUGCUCUUAAUGGAUUUCUUUAAGAUCAAGGCUGUCAAAUAGGAGGCUCAGAAUCCUUUCUACAGUGAGAGCGACUGUAUUAAGUGCACUCAAUCACACCCAGGCGAAGGUUCCCUAAGUGAGACACUGGCUGGAGGAAAUGCAUUUUAUUAGUGUCUCCGGAGAAAGGAGUCUGGCAGGAGCUGUGAGGAGCCUCUGAGCUGCAGUGGCUGUGCUCCUGUUGGAUGGGAUGUGGAGGAUUUUGCAAAGCACACCCUCACUCCCUGGUUGGUCCCACAGAGAGGAGAGUGAUGGGUGCCAUGGUGACAUCGAAGGAGUUGGUCUGUGGGAGAAAAACCCUGAGGGAACGAUGCUCACCUGGGGAUGGUGCUCACAAAACACACCUCAAAAUCCACCCCAUUUAGCUCAGCUCCUGCAAGGUCUGAUGGAGAAUGGCACGUCCAAGGGGGUGAUGCUCAGAGGCUUUUGGAGGUGUCAGGUGGAACUCACCCCAACCAAAGCGAGGGGUGGAAGGAGAGGGGCCUUGGUAGCUCUGGGCAGACCAAAGCUUAAAACACAGAUUAGUUUUUCAUAACAAUUCGCAGCUCCAUAAUGAGAAAUUUGCAGCAGUUCUAAACUGCCGGUUGCUUUUAAAUCAUUUCCCGUCUUUCUGUCUCAGGCUUGACAUUUGAUGAUGAAUUGAGUCUCUGUGUUCAUUUACCCACUGAUUUACUGUACGGAGGUGGGAAACCGCAGCCACCUUAGUGAAGGUCAACAUGGAACAUUUGCCUGUAAUUUCCAAAUACUAUUAAGGUUUUUAAAUAAAUGUGUGGGUGCUGUAGGCAAUGAAAGCCCCUCUUGCAAGGCUGAUGCUGCAGGGGAUUCUUUUGGGUGGUGCAAAUCACUUGGCUCAUCAGCAUGAGGGUACAUCAGACUGCACCCCAAAUUCGUGUUUAGAGAGCACUUGAUUUUAGGGGCACUGAGCUGCUCCUCACCUCCCAGCACAGAUUAACAUCAGGCUCUUGUCCUGCUUUCCUGUGGCUUGCCAAACGCUGCACUCGUCCAGGGAAGUUGGAGAGAGCUGCCCCGUGGAUCCCCCUGAGAUUCUGGCUUUGUCUCCUGCUGCAGGACCUGGCUGUUUGUGGCUGUGGAUCUGUUUGGGGGCUGUGAGCAGGAGGUUUGGCUGCGCAAAUGUCACGCAGAUCUUAUCUCAGGGGAAGCAUCAUUCAGUAAUUACAGCAAAUGAAAAGUCCUGGAAGCGAAGCCUUGGAGGCUGCAGCCUUCUGUUUAUCUCCAAAGUAUGUGUGGAGGGAGCUGGGAGCAGGAGGUGCUGGUGGCUGCAGUCCCUGUGGUGUGGGGAUGGUGUCAGGGUUUGCUUUCACCCAGGGUGCAGGCAGCAGGAUGCUCUGAGCUCUGCCUGCAUCAGCCAUCUGCCCCCUUGCUGCAAAUUAAUAAGCAAAUUCAGGAAAAAGAAAAAAAAUUAAAAGUCUCUCUAUGGAUAAUUUGUGCACAGAAAAGGGGCCAAAUGAAUUAAAUAAAUCAUUUGCUGCUACACUGCUCCC